This is a messenger RNA of Colius striatus (speckled mousebird), 4358 nucleotides long. RefSeq names its product GA binding protein transcription factor subunit alpha (gene GABPA). NCBI's taxonomy places the organism in Eukaryota, Metazoa, Chordata, Aves, Coliiformes, Coliidae. The record is from RefSeq and is a predicted model, not a curated record. Bases 452 to 1819 code for a protein of 455 amino acids. The transcript has 10 exons. Gene Ontology annotation, biological process: regulation of transcription by RNA polymerase II; cell differentiation. Gene Ontology annotation, molecular function: sequence-specific DNA binding; DNA-binding transcription factor activity, RNA polymerase II-specific. Gene Ontology annotation, cellular component: nucleus.
GGCCGCGCACACGGAGGUCCCGGGGCGGCGGCACCCGCGUCCCUCGCGUCCCUCGCGUCCGCCCGGUCCGACGCAGCCGCCCACCGUGGCGAGAGGGCAGCACGGACGCCUCGCCACCCGCCGGUGGCGCCGGAAGCGGGCCAUACGCUUCCGGGCGAAGAGGAGCGACGGGGAGUGCCAGGCGCCGCCUCGGGGGCUGCCGGGAGCUGUAGUUCCGUCGGGCGCGCGGGGGGGUGUCGGUGUGGGCGCGCCCUCCCCGCCCGGGCCCGCGCUCGGCCGCGCCGCCCAAUCCCCAGCGCGCGACGGUGCCCUCAGGGCGGCGGUGGCGGCGGGACGAGCGAGAGCUGCGGGACCGCGGCGGUGGGAGCUGCUGUGCGGCCGCUCCGCUCGGGGCCGGCGCGGCGGACGGCUGGACGGACGGCGGCGGCUCUGUUCUUAAGACAUUUUAGCCAUGACUAAGAGAGAAGCAGAGGAGCUGAUAGAAAUCGAAAUUGAUGGAACUGAGAAGCAGGAAUGCACUGAAGAAAGCAUUGUUGAGCAAACCUACACCACAGCAGAAUUUGUGAGUCAAGCUAUUGACAUCAAUGAACCAAUUGGAAAUCUUAAGAAGUUGUUGGAACCCAGACUGCAGUGUUCCUUGGAUGCACAUGAAAUCUGUCUACAAGAUAUUCAGCUGGACCCAGACCGAAGCCUUUUUGAUCAAGGAGUGAAAACAGAUGGAACAGUGCAACUCAGUGUGCAAGUAAUAUCUAGACAAGGGAUAGAGCCCAAGUUAAACAUCCUUGAAAUUGUGAAGCCUGUGGAAACUGUGGAAGUAGUGAUUGAUCCAGAUGCUCAUCAUGCAGAGGCUGAAGCACAUCUUGUUGAGGAAGCUCAAGUGAUAACUUUGGAUGGAACAAAACAUAUUACAACAAUUUCAGAUGAAACAUCUGAGCAAGUGACACGAUGGGCUGCAGCAUUGGAAGGCUACCGAAAGGAGCAGGAGCGUCUUGGGAUACCCUACGACCCAGUGCAGUGGUCAACAGACCAGGUGCUCCACUGGGUGGUGUGGGUGAUGAAGGAGUUCAGCAUGACUGACAUAGACCUCAAUGGUCUCAGCAUGCCUGGGCGGGAGCUCUGCAGCCUCAGUCAAGAAGACUUUUUCCAGCGCGUCCCACGGGGAGAGAUCCUCUGGAGCCAUUUGGAGCUGCUUCGAAAGUAUGUGUUGGCUAGCCAAGAACACUCUGGAGAAAUAGCAACUGUGACUAUUGAUCAGCCUGUGCAGAUUAUUCCAGCAUCUGUACAGCCUGCCACCCCAACCACCAUUAAAGUAAUAAACAGCAGUGCAAAAGCAGCUAAAGUACAGAGAGCUCCAAGGAUCUCUGGGGAAGACAGAAGCUCCCCCGGGAACAGAACAGGAAACAAUGGCCAGAUCCAGUUGUGGCAGUUUUUAUUAGAACUUCUCACUGACAAAGAUGCUCGGGACUGUAUUUCUUGGGUCGGUGAUGAAGGAGAGUUUAAAUUGAAUCAACCCGAACUGGUUGCACAAAAAUGGGGACAGCGCAAAAACAAACCCACAAUGAACUAUGAGAAACUCAGUCGGGCUUUGAGGUAUUACUAUGAUGGAGACAUGAUCUGCAAAGUGCAAGGCAAGAGGUUUGUGUACAAAUUUGUCUGCGACUUGAAAACUCUCAUUGGAUACAGCGCAGCAGAGUUGAAUCGUUUGGUCACAGAAUGUGAGCAGAAAAAACUAGCCAAGAUGCAGCUCCAUGGCAUCGCACAGCCAGUUACAGCAGUGGCACUAGCCACAGCAUCCCUGCAAACAGAGAAAGAUAAUUAAGCACUAGGACUUGAAGGUGGGAGUCUGAGGCCUUUCCUACAUAACCAGAGCAGUUGCUGCUCUUAACCUUUAUCAGAAUUGGAAACUUCUGUUAUUUCUUGACAGUACAAUAUAGUGCAUGAUUUUCUACAAAGAACUGGGACUCGCUUAAAUUUGGAUCUUUUAAGAGCAUAUAUUUCCAUAUAUGUUAAGGGAUCACCUAAACUUCUGCAACUUGGAGUCAGGGCCUCUGUGGUAUGCAAUCUGAGGUUAGUGAGAGAGGCUGAACCGGUCAGCACUCUGUGUCCACAGCUGUACAAAGUCAUUUUUGCAGCGCUUUUAGGAAUGCAGGCAGGCCAAUCAGUUGUCUGAACUCAGCCCUCUCCCAUCUUUUGUUCUCUGCUGAACUACCAAAUGGCAUUUGAUACUUUCAAAGUUAAACGUGUUUGUUAUUCUCAUUUAAUCAAGCAGAGCCACCAGGCACAUUAAAUGUUACAGAGCAUCAGGUUCUUGAAACAGCUUCUGUGUUUAUAAGCAAAGGAAACUAAGACUAGACCGAACUGAAGAUCGGUGCCGACGAAGGAGAUCCAGGUUUAGAGCUGACUUAGACGAAAAGCCAAUUAUGGGUAUUUCAUUGUUACAUGUAGAUGAUAUGCAUAUAUGAGGGCAAGUACUUACCUGUUUUAAAAGGCAUUGUUAACGCUAGCCAUUUAGCAAAAAGCAAAUAUAAAUUUCUUCCCCCACUACCACAAGAGCAGUUUGGUUUUUGGGGGGAGUGGGUUAAUGCUCUGCUCUGCAAGGGGCUUAUAUCUGUGUGGUAGACAACCUUAGUAACUGAAGACUUUAAGUUAUUCACAGUCAGUAGUCCCCAUUUAAAAACAAAAUGCAAGCUCAAAACAGUUCCACAGAAGUUUGGAUUUCCAAAUUAUUGUACAGUCUAACAUAUAUUAAAAUACAAAGAUGUGGAGUUUUUGUUUAAAAUUAUUUUCCUUAUGAACUUCAAGCAUUGUUCUGAAGUGAAGCUUCAUAAGCCACAUGUGUGCUCCAGAGCUGGGUGUAAAUUGAAGUCUGGUUGAUGAAUUGGAACGUAUCCUGAAUUCUGGGCAAUGGAGAAUUACUUCAUGCGAACUUACACAUGCAGUAAGAAGUAGGCUGCAACUUUUGAGCUUCUGUUACUGAUGCCUAUUAGACUGUUUCUUUUGAUGGCUGCAAAUUGGUGCAGUUUUGGUUUUGCGUUUGCCUCUUCGUAUUAUUAAGGAGUAUAUUACAUCACUGUGCAUGUUUUCCAACUUUUUAUAGGUGAAAUCUCCCCUGGUAACCUUGAACAAUUAAAACAGACAAGGGGAAAGCCUUUAAUGCUGUGAGGGACUGAGCUACUCUUAAACCUUAAAUCAAAAGUGCUUGUACAGUGAGCUUCUAAACAUAAAAUGCAUUGAUGCCAAGUAACAAGAGCACUGAACUGUUGCCCUCCUUCCAAAGAGGAACAGUCAGACUGGCAAGCAGUGGGCAGAGAACACAGAAGACGCAUGUUUGUGUUAAAGAUGCAUCAAGGACAGAGCUUUUUUUUUUAUAGGUGGAUAUUCACCUGCAGAUAUUUUUUGCUUAACUAGAAAUGUUGCCUGUAGUUCUAGCCUACUUUUUUCAUCAUCACCACCACCGCAGCCAUAAUUUUUUUUUUCUUGCCAGAAUCCUUCAGUAAUUUAAUGUUGUUUUUUCAUUCUUGAGCUGUUAAAGCACUUCAUCUACUGAGCGUGCUGGUUUCAUUCUGGUUUUAAGAAAAUCUUAAGCCUUUAGCAAAAUGUGUAAGUGCAUCUGUGAUGAGCGGUCAACCAUCACCCCACUUAUUGCUGUUGCAGUAGGCUGGUUCCACCAGUUGGCUGGUGUUUGAAGUGGCUUAAGCAAAUGGGUGCAGGUUUGUUGAGAAUAGGAUGAAGCUGAUGGUUUGGUGGCAGCAGCUCUGUCUGUAACAGUGCUCAGUUACAGAACAGCAGUCCAAUACAAGUCACUAGUUUUAUUUAGCAGAGGUCGUGAGAGGCCUCUUUAGUUCAAAUAUAAAAGGGGAGAAGCUUAAAGGAAAAGCUUUCUAGAUCAAACUGAACUAUGGGAGGAUAAACCAGCAGCAAAUUGAAAUGCAGUGUCAAUACUUGGUGCCCUGGAAUGUCCUUGUUUGGGGAUAAGCCCUCUAGGGGAAGCUUCUGAAAUCACACUUUCUUUGUAAAUACAUCCAAUGGUUAUUUGCAGCUUUUUAGUGGGUGUGAUAGGCCUUUGGGUUCUUUGUUGUGGGAUCAUUUGCUUUUCCACCGUGUUCUCAUCGUUAAAGAAGGAAUCUUUCAAACCGUGUAAAAUCAGUCACAGUCUCUGUACUCGAGGAAGAAAUCUGUGACUAACUUGAUGUCUUCAAUAAAAGGAAAGUUGUAGAAUAUAUUGUCAGAGGUUGUUGUGUUGCUGCCAGAAGAUAAACACAGAAAAAAUAUUCCCAGGUUUUUUUUGUAAAACGGAAGGGGUUUUGCAUACUUUUUACUCUUUAAAUAAAGACACUUAUACUCUGCUAAUAAAAGUA